This is a messenger RNA of Vombatus ursinus (common wombat), 3139 nucleotides long. It is a transcript of the gene TIGD5, whose product is annotated as tigger transposable element derived 5. Gene Ontology annotation, cellular component: nucleus. The record is from RefSeq and is a predicted model, not a curated record. Lineage: Eukaryota; Metazoa; Chordata; Mammalia; Diprotodontia; Vombatidae. The transcript has a single exon. Gene Ontology annotation, molecular function: DNA binding. The coding region runs from base 40 to 1845 and encodes 601 amino acids.
GCAGGGGUCAGCCCUGGGGCGCCGGGCCUGGCGGUGAAGAUGGCCUUCCGAAAAGCCUACUCCAUCAAGGACAAGCUCCAGGCCAUCGAACGUGUGAAGGGCGGGGAGCGCCAGGCCAGCGUGUGCAAGGACUUCGGGGUGCCUGGGGGCACCCUCCGGGGCUGGCUCAAGGAUGAGCCCAAGCUGCGCUGGUUCCUGGACCAGCUGGGCGGAGAGGUGGGCACCCAGCGGAAGAAGAUGCGGCUGGCCAACGAGGAGGAGAUCGAUCGUGCUGUCUAUACCUGGUUCCUCACCUUGCGGCAGCACGGCAUCCCACUCUCAGGUCCCAUCAUCCAGGCCCAGGCAGAGGCCUUUGCCCGCCAGAUCUAUGGUCCUGAGUGCACCUUCAAGGCUAGCCAUGGCUGGUUCUGGAGGUGGCAGAAGCGCCACGGCAUCUCUAGUCAACGAAUCUAUGGCGAAGCAGAGCCACAGCCUCCACCCCCUGCCUCAGCUCCAUCACUGCCCACUGUUAAGGCUGAACCAGACCUUGUGGGCAUCGGGGACCAUCCCUCACCAAUGCCACCCCCAACCCCUACUGAUGGGGGCUAUGGGGAUGAACAGAUCUACAAUGCCAACGUCACUGGACUGUACUGGAAGUUGUUACCUGAGCAGGCAGCACCACCUGGGGAAGGGGACUCUGGAAGUGGAGGACAGAGGUGGCGAGGUGACAGGGUUACAGUGCUGCUGGCAGCCAACUUGACUGGCAGCCACAAGCUGAAGCCUCUAGUGAUUGGGCAGCUGCCGGACCCACCUAGCUUGCGACACCACAAUCAAGAAAAGUUUCCUGCCUCCUACCGCUACAGCCCUGAUGCUUGGCUCAGUGCCACACUGCUCCGUGGCUGGUUCUUUGAGGAGUUUGUGCCGGGUGUCAGGCGCUACCUGCGGCGCAGCUGCCUGCAGCAGAAGGCUGUCUUGUUGGUGAAUCACCACCCUGGGCCCAGGCCACCAGACCCACGGCCACCCUCCCCAGAGGAAGGUGAGGAAGCUGGCAAACGUCAAAGGACAGCUGGUGGCCUGGGCCCAGGGCCAGCCGUGUGCCACCCUGAGGAGUUGCAGACCCCUGAUGGUGCAGUGCGGGUACUUUUCCUGUCUAAGAGCAGUGCCCGGGGUAAGAUUCCAGCACCCCUGGAGCAAGGGGUAGUUUCAGCCUUCAAACAACUGUACAAACGGGAACUGCUGCGGCUGGCUGUGUCAUGUGCAGGUGGAUCCCCUCUGGACUUUGUUCGUAGCUUCAUGUUGAAGGACAUGCUCUAUCUGGCUGGCUUGUCUUGGGACCUUGUCCAGGCAGGCAGCAUUGAGCGAUGCUGGCUGCUGGGUCUCAGAGCCGCCUUUGAGCCCCGUCCUGAUGAUGAGGAACGGCUGGUCCAGCCCCACCCAGGAGCCUCUGGGGAGGAUGAGGAGGCAGAGGAACACAGCAAGGUCCUCAGUGACCUAACACACUUGGCUGCCCUCACUUACAAGCGCUUAGCACCUGAGGAUGUGGCAGAAUGGCUGCACCUGGACGAUGGGGCCCCAGGCUUGGGGGAGCCCCCAGAGGGUGGGGGGGAAGAGGAUGAGGAUGGGGGAGGUCGGGAGCAGCCCUCCUGUGGGGGCUUCCCACCACUGGCUGGUCCACCCCAGGGGGAGGAGGAGGCUGGAACAGGAGGGCCAUCACCAGUGCCCACAGCUGGGGAGGCCAUUAGGGGUCUUGAGACAGCUCUACGGUGGCUGGAGAGCCGUGAUCCCCGGGAGGUGGGACCCUUGAAGCUGGUGCAACUUCGAUCCUUAAUCAGCAUGGCUCAGCGUCUUGGGGAGACAGGGCCCUAGUUAUGUAUCUCAUGAUGGCUGCUGAAGGGCAAGACUUAGAGAGUUAGGGAGCUGGGAUCCAACUGACCCCUUUUUACUUCUGCACCUUUAUAGGGGGAAGUUAAUAGGCUCCUAUCCCUUCAAUGUUGUGGGCUAACCCCUGCAACAACCUGGAGGGGACCACGAGCCUCAGAGAUAGCCAUGGGAGAAUGAUACCCUACUUCGAAAGUCACCAAAGGGGAUGGGACUAGGGGCACUAGUCACUACCAGUAAUGGCUGAGAUGCAACUCUUACUCAUCAGCAAAGAAGCACGUGGCAGGAAUGUCAGGGGCAGGCAACUUCAGGGCACAAUCGCUUAGGAUGGGGUAGCAAAGAGCCAUCUUAGCCAGUACCCCCACACACAUCCACAUGUGUCUGUACACAGGAGCCCUGGAGGCUCUAUCAGGGAGCAGCUUUCACUGUGUUCAAAACCUUAACCUUUCUGAGGCUCCCCAAGCCUAGAGCAGUGGCAGUCCUCUUUGAGGGUAUGUCCUUUUUAAUGCCACGUGUGAUAUAUCUGCCCUCUCACAUAGAAGGCCUUUCAUCUAUGUCCCCUCUUCACCGCCUUCUUGUCCUCUUCUGAGCAGGUUCCCGCUAUAACCUUAACCCUCCUUUCCUUUUCUCCUCCUCCUCCUUCCCAGUCACAUGCACUGGAUAAGGGCCUGCUUGUUCCUCCUCUUGCUGGAAGGAGCCUGUGAGUCCUGGUGCUGGGGUUAGCUAGGGCUUGCCAUAGCUUUUUAAUCUUCAAAAUGGGGAAAAAACUGACCACUUUUUAUAUAGAUUAAAAAAAAACCUAGAGCCAGUUUUAUAAGCCAGACCAUAAAGGGGCACCAGGGUCAGAAGCUGGUGAGGGGCUGGCUCUAGACUGGUCAGAGGAAUGAGAAGGAUGCUCCUUAAGGGAGGGAUUAUAACUCUGCCAUCCUGGGGCCGGGUUGGAAGGUGCCAGCCCUGAGAUGUUAGCUAAGUUGCCCUUGGGAGUUGAACCAAGAAAGAUCAUUCAUAUGAAAAAGUAGAUUUAGAGUGUCUGAGAUCACUCAUGGGUUUUGAAGAAGGGUUUUUUAGUCUGGCUGUGAAUGGGGAGACUUCUGUAGCAUUUGGGCUGUCCUAGGAAAUGACCAUAGACCCCAGGAUACAUCCCUAGUUUCUGUAACCAACUUGGGUUGUAGAUUUGUUCAACUUUUCUUGGUCUCUGGUUUUUGUGAAUGGGUUUUGUGUGUGGUUUGGGAUUUUGUUUUUGUUUUUAAAGAAAAAUAACACUUUCAACAGUUUUAUUAUA